Messenger RNA from Penicillium paradoxum, 657 nucleotides. Its product is annotated as putative DnaJ chaperone (Caj1). Bases 1 to 657 code for a protein of 218 amino acids. Lineage: Eukaryota; Fungi; Ascomycota; Eurotiomycetes; Eurotiales; Aspergillaceae. The transcript is spliced from 4 exons. The record is from RefSeq and is a predicted model, not a curated record.
AUGUCGAGCCCCGAUUACUACAAGAUCCUGAAUAUUGCCCAAGAUGCAACUCAACAACAGAUUCGCAGCGCUUAUAAGAGGGAAUCACUGAAAUCCCACCCCGACCGGGUCCCCGCCGACUCCCCUGAGAGACCUGCACGCACACGAAAAUUCCAGGAUAUUAACGACGCCUACUAUACCCUAUCAGACCCCGCGCGCCGUCGGGAAUAUGACGCUACUCGCGCCUACCAGGCAGCAGAAGAGGAAGCAGAGGAGGACGUACCACCAAGCAACGCUGGUGGUUUCUCCUGGUCCAGCUUUGGGUUUGGCGAGAACCGUGAUGACCGGGAUAACAAUCAAUUUGGAUCCGUGUUCGAAGAGAUGCUGCGCGAGGAGGGUCUCGCCGAGGAGAACGAUGGACAAGGCGGCCGACAGACUCGUCCAACCGGCCGAUUCUGGGCUCUGGUCGGUGGUGUAAGCGGUGGUGCCAUGGGUUUCAUUGUCGGUAAUUUCCCUGGCGCACUAGCUGGCGCGGUUGCGGGUAAUCGUCUCGGUGCUGUUCGUGAUGCCAAGGGCAAAAGUGUCUAUGAGGUUUUCUUGGACCUUCCAACGCCAGAUCGGACGCGACUCCUGAGUGAGCUUGCUGCUAAGAUUUUCCAGUCUACUAUGGGUCAUUGA